UCUUGCACUGGCUAUUUGAACCAUCAGUCGCUAAUGAUUAGAUACUGCAAAUGCAGAUUGCAGUGGAGAAGUUCAGUGAAGCGACAGUUGGAUAUAGGGAGAACAAAAAGAUAGCGGAGAAAUGGGUUCGGCUAUUCAGUACACCUUAUUUCAUGGCCUCAGCUUGUCAAGACGUGGAGGGAGUUGAACUAUGCGGGACCCUGAAAAAUGUGGUGGUAAUAGCAGCAGGUUUUGUUGAUGGUUUGGAAAUGGGAAAUAACACGAAGGCUGCGAUAAUGAGAAUGGGUUUAGGAGAAAUGAAGGCCUUUUCCCAGCUCCUAUUUUCAAAAAAGGAUAGCACCUUUUUGGAAAGCUGUGACGUAGCUGACCUUAUAACAACUUGCUUAGGGGGAAGAAACAGGAAAUGUGCAGAUGCUUUUGCUCGGAUUAGCGGAAAAGUCUUUCGAUGAGCUUGAAGCUGAGAUGCUGUAGGGCCAGAAAUUACAGGUAGAUACCGAAAGAAAUAUAUAGCCGCAUUUAUGUUUUUUAAUGUUUUAAGCAUGAUUUCUAUCUGAAAAUUGAUAACAUUUCAAAAAUCAAGCCCGUUGAGAAUCUUUUGAUGAAAAAAAUAUUUUCAAGGCUAGUGUCUGGGAAUUU
Rhododendron vialii is the source of this 636-nucleotide messenger RNA. RefSeq names its product glycerol-3-phosphate dehydrogenase [NAD(+)]-like. NCBI's taxonomy places the organism in Eukaryota, Viridiplantae, Streptophyta, Magnoliopsida, Ericales, Ericaceae. Bases 51 to 449 code for a protein of 132 amino acids. Gene Ontology annotation, cellular component: glycerol-3-phosphate dehydrogenase (FAD) complex; cytosol. Gene Ontology annotation, molecular function: glycerol-3-phosphate dehydrogenase [NAD(P)+] activity. Gene Ontology annotation, biological process: carbohydrate metabolic process; glycerol-3-phosphate metabolic process. The transcript is spliced from 5 exons. The record is from RefSeq and is a predicted model, not a curated record.